UCAAGCUUCCUGUUAUCCGCCAACCAGACGAAGCCAGGAAUUUCCUCCAUGUAUUUCUGUCUAAAAAUAUCUUUUAGGUUAAACCGACUUGUAAUGAAAAUGUCAAAACAACUCAGAUAAAAAUUCGCUUUUUAGAACCGUCCUAAAAAAGUCAGAAGACUUUUUAAGAUAUGUCUGUAAUACGUACCGUUCUAAGCACAGAACUGACAUCUAUACCAAGCUCCUUACAUCAGUUAUUCGGAGAUAAUUUCAAUAACACCCUGUGUAAUGGUGUUACAUGGUUUGUGAUACUAUGGUGUAUAGUACACAGCUGUUUUGAGAAGAUAUUGGACGUGUACCUAAAACGACAAUGCUUUCCCCAAUAUUUACGCAUCAGACUCACGGACAGCCUAUGGCUACUAUCCAGCUACCUCAGCUAUAUGAGCUACUUCAUAGUCACAACGAAUACUAUCAACUUAGGAGAAAUGCUGAACUUUAAAAGAAGAAUCGAUCCAGAUCUCUUCGAAAAUUUACCAACUCAUAUUGUAGUUGCACAAGCUGCACUGUGUGCAUUUUAUUUGUAUAUGGGUUAUAGUGAAGGCAAUCGAUUAUGUUCGGUGCAUUCGUUUUUUAAAUAUAUCGUUUUUGUUGUGGUGUGUAGUUCUGCCUAUACUUUGAGGAUUUUGGAAUUACCAUUCGUCCUGACAGCGCUCUUAUCAUUCGUGGGAAUCUUCGAGGAGUUAUCAAAAAUAAUGUACUCGUUAUUAGAUAGAAGAAGCAAACUACAUAAGAUUUUUAUUGGUUCGAUAUUUUCACUUACCGCCAUUGUUUACUUCUGCUGCUAUUUUACAAUAAUACCAGUUUUCUUUUUAAUUCCUCUUGGGAUAAACCUUUUUUAUGAAAAACGGAACCUACUUAGAGCAAUUCUGUUUUUCUCACUGCUUCUAUGGCUCAACAUAGUUAUUUAUAAAUCAAUGCUCCUAAAUAUGAUCUUACAUAGGCUCUAUCACAAAAAGGAAAUAGCUAAAACUAAUGAAGACGACAAAACUCAACAAUCAAUAAAACUAGGCUGCUUAAGUCAUAUCAUAGAGUGCUCAUUAUUUCCUCCAAGAACUGAUGAAAGUUACAUAUUGGCAUUUUACAGAUCAGAAGCUAAAGAGCGGCGGCGACGAUUAAUCGCCAAAAGAAAACCCAAAAAUCAAAACAUGAUUUUGCAAACCCUAAAAUGUAUGAUGGCACUAAGACGUAAACUAAGCGAAAAAAGAUCCCAAAACGUAGAUGAAGAAAACUCGGAAGACGGUGAUAAUAGCGAACCUAAAAUCACAUUUUCUGAAAAGCAAGUCAAACCUUUAAGGAAAAGUUCAAAAGCUUUGACAAUCAGUGAAGAGUUGGUGCCACUGCAAACCUCAAAUGUCAUAGAAAUCGAUGAUGAAGAUACCGAAUUAUGUAGUACUUAUGAAAGUGAACUGAAUAACGUUUUAGUUGAAGAAGGCGAAACUCAAGAUAAGGAUGCUUCUUCUUCAAAAGUAUGUGAUAUUGAAAUUUUUGAACUAGAGACUAUCUUAAAAGAAGAUACAUGUAAAGAUGAAGUUUCAUCUUCAACAGAUGCGCUAUUAGCAGCUGAACGUGACGAGGCUGAUCACAGUGUAGGAGGAGGAAAUGGAAAACUUGGAAAGCAGACUGAAAAAUAUCCUAAAGACUGAGCGGUUAAUAAAUAUAUGUGUCGAUAUUGCCUUAACAUUGUUUAUUUAAUUUUGUAGCUUUUUAAAUAAAUAAAUUGCUGGCUUUUGCUAUUA
This is a messenger RNA of Anthonomus grandis grandis, 1775 nucleotides long. RefSeq lists its product as uncharacterized. Bases 171 to 1682 code for a protein of 503 amino acids. NCBI's taxonomy places the organism in Eukaryota, Metazoa, Arthropoda, Insecta, Coleoptera, Curculionidae. The transcript is spliced from 7 exons. The record is from RefSeq and is a predicted model, not a curated record.